AUGGCCUUGGUAUGGAACACCGACAAUGUUUUGGCGCCAAUCGAUGGCAAGGCUGAUGUUAAGAUAGUCUCCAAUACACUCGACACCAGCGACUCUCCCACGUCCAGUCUAACAAGAACAGCUCACUCGGCUUCAACAGCAGUGAUACAGUCAAACUUGGCACCUCCACCCGAUGUCGUCGCUCGUUACGCAUUUGAAAUUCUACCGAUCGCACAAGCUCUUUUCCCGAAGUCUGCCCUAGAACUCCAGGAGCCCAUGACUGUAGGGAAACUUUCGAGGAUACAUCUUCGCCUUCUCAUAUAUGCUUUGAGCAACAACUAUGCGGGCUUACGACCUCAUACGCCCCUGAACAUACUACACGAGUAUAUCAAAGAGCCCAUGACCAUUUGGCUAAAUCAGACGCUGCAACCGGACUUUCGAAUGGGUAGUCACCUGUCGAUGGCACCACUGGCCGAAGGCAUGUUCACUUGUGCUGUUGAGGCGGGGGACGUAGAUGCCGUGGCUCGUCUCUUGUCACCUACGGGACCAGGAUUGGAUGUCAACGUACAUUUUUGCAAUGUGGACGGCGUAAGAUAUACGGCCAUCGAGCGUUCCGCUGGUUUACAGCAUCUAGCACUAACAAAAUUGCUCUUGAAAGUUGGGGCUGAUGUCAACAAAACGCUGAACGGGGCGACACUAACGUCUGGUCGACCUCGCUCGGGUUACUGGAGUGCAUGGGAUACCUUUUAUUCGCGGUCUUCUCUUCCCAAGUUACCCAAGCCAUGUGGAGCUCUUGAAUGCGCGAUUCGGGGAUACAGCAAGGACUCUCAAUUGGGCCAUGAUCUAGUUCUGUUGCUAUCGGAAGCUCGGGCCCUUGUUGGAUCAGAGACAAUGUUUUUGAUGGUCGAUAUUGGCGAGGACGACAUCCUUGAAAUCAUACUAUCCGCGGGUCUCGCGCCAUCUUACGAGUCUUGGAGUUACGCAGGGUUCUUCUUCCAAUUUGCAAAACGAGCUAGUACGCCACUGCUCGACUUGGUCUUACACGAGCUAGUCAAGAACAAAGUGGAUCUUGACGUCGCUCUUGUGUCUGAAGAAGGCGAUAACCACGCCGGCACAUGUUGCCUUUGGGAAGAGGCCGGCUGGCCGCCGUUCUGGAUCGAUAUCUUGGCGCGACGUGGAGAGCUCGACUUGGUGAAGUUGCUUUUCGAGAGCGGGACAAGCCUUACACCAAAUGUGCUGGUUGCUGCUACCAUCGGCCGUCACCCUUGUUUGAUAGCAUAUGUGCUGCAGGCCGGUGCUUUAUCCAGUACCUUCUCGCGGCACUAUCGGACUACAGCUCUGGCGGAAGCAGUACGAUCGCAGGACGAAGGCAUCUAUCAGCUUAUGAGUCGACAGCCAGAUGUUGAUGUUCCGAAUACAGACGAUCAGUGGUGUGCUCUCCUUACUGCCUACGCUGAGGUCGCAGACGAUGCGAUGCUCACCUGCUUGAUUCGGCAAAGAUGCCAUGGGCACGCCAACCAUAGCAGCAUGCUUGGCUAUGCUUUAGUAAUGGCGGCUCGCGCUAAUAACCUACCAGGCGCUAUAUUGCUCCUCGAAGGUGGCGCAUCCACGAGUCACCAGGAAAUCUCCCUAGCCAUGAAUAACGCAGACUGCAAAGUCAAUCACGCUAUUGACCGCUCACAACAAUUAACACUCUCACCACUUGUGUCAGCUUUGCAAUGCCGCAAUAUUGCCCUUAUCGAACAACUACUGGAUCACGGCUGUCCUCUCACAGGCAGCGUCUGCGCAGCGUUCGCAUGGGGUGACAUCGAUAUGAUCAAGACUCUGAUUGCAUCUGGGUUGCCCCAUGUCCUGCACGAUUACGAGUUCAAGUAUGGCAUACUCAAUUCGGCACUGGUACAGGCAGUACAAACCCACCCAGAAUGCGCCCUCCUGACGUUGCAAGCUGGUGCUAUACUUCCACGUGGUAUUAUUCGUGGGAUCAUUGGUCUGGCUGAUAUGCUCCUGGUCAAGGAAUUCUUGGAACAUGGCUCUGUGGUGAUUGAUGCAGACGCUCUUGCAUUUGCACUGAAAACGAGCACGGAAGUGUUCCUGAUUGUACUAGAGGCGGUAUCCGUACGCAGUCCCCAAGAUCUUGGGAUCCUCGGCCAACAUGCCCUCGAUAUCGCGGCGCACAAAAGCCAGUAUGAUAUGGCUGCAAUUCUGCUUGGGCGUGGCGCAGCCCAAGUCCCUUACGACUGGGAAUCAGAUGCUUGGGACAGUUGGGUAGGAGGUACGUGUGGCUCCGCGCUUCUCACUGCCAUAUCUCAAAGGAACUCUCGAAUGGUAGAGAUGCUACUGCGCGCGAGACCUGCAGCAGCAAAUGAAACGGUCGGUUCGCAUCGUGGUCGUAGAACGCCUCUACUCGCCUCACUAGACACAUGCGAUGCCUCUAUGGUUCGAGCACUUAUCAAAUACGGCGCUGACAUCAAUUUCCCAGCCACUCGAGGCAUAAAUCGAACCCCAUUGCAAAGAGCUACUGAGCUUGGCUCAUAUGACCUCGUUUUCCUUCUCUUGCGACAUGGAGCCGACGUCAAUGCAUUGCCAGCUGCACGCAAAGGUGCCACGGCUUUACAAUUGGCUGCAUCCGGUGGAAGUGUAGGCAUAGCAAAACUGUUGCUCGAGCACGGUGCGGUCAUGACAGCUGCAGGAAGCGUAGUGGAUGGCCGGCUCGCCCUCGAGGGUGCCGCUGAGCACGGCCGCUUUGAUAUGGUCGUCUUUCUACUUCGAGAAGGCCAACACAAGGUGCCUCAGAUGCGCAGCGCCAAAGAAUAUGCGCAGGAAGGUGGAUACAGCGCCGUUGUCGAGCUCCUCGAGGAUGCUAUUGAAAAGGUGGAGACCGACACGCUGGCUAGUUGGCCAGGACUAAUGGAGGAGCCGUACUUCGACAAUGCUGUGGUGGCGGACCAAGAGGUUUAUGAAAUGGCAGAAGCUAGUGCUGACGACAUCACGGACAACGAAGCUGAUGAUCUCACCCAGCAGCGCCAUGCCUGCAACAUAUGCGGUGCAUCGCUGAGCAAUGCCUCAGCCCUACGAAGACACGAGCGUAGCCGCCAUCGAGACAUCGUCCAAGGACGUCAAUGGGCGUGUGGACAGUGCGGAAAGACGUGUUGA
Messenger RNA from Recurvomyces mirabilis, 3132 nucleotides. RefSeq lists its product as uncharacterized. NCBI's taxonomy places the organism in Eukaryota, Fungi, Ascomycota, Dothideomycetes, Mycosphaerellales, Teratosphaeriaceae. Gene Ontology annotation, cellular component: nucleus; cytoplasm. The coding region runs from base 1 to 3132 and encodes 1043 amino acids. The transcript has 2 exons. Gene Ontology annotation, molecular function: protein binding. The record is from RefSeq and is a predicted model, not a curated record.